Andrographis paniculata is the source of this 1379-nucleotide messenger RNA. RefSeq lists its product as uncharacterized. The coding region runs from base 73 to 1272 and encodes 399 amino acids. Lineage: Eukaryota; Viridiplantae; Streptophyta; Magnoliopsida; Lamiales; Acanthaceae. The record is from RefSeq and is a predicted model, not a curated record. The transcript has 3 exons.
UUUCUAUUCUUUCCUUCAAUUCUCUACAUCCAACACAUAAUUAAUAUCCUCGUACAUAUAAAUUAAUUACCAAUGCCUACUUCCACUUCCACACCCCUACUUCACUACCUCCUCCUCACCACCCUACUCUCCAUAUCAACCCUACCCGGACCUGAAGCCCGAACCCAAACCCGAAACCCGAUCCGAACCGAAGUCUUCCGAUCGCCGCAAAUCGACGUCGAACCGGGACAAGUCUCCAACAAAUUCUACGUAAACAUAGACUUUCCCAAUGGCCAUAUCGCCAUCAAGAGCUUCGACGCCGAGCUCGUUGACGGCGACGGGCGAUCGGUGCCGCUAUACGAGGCGUAUCUCCACCAUUGGAUCGUCCUAAGGUACCAUCAAGAGGUCAAGAACCAAUCCAACAUCGACAUUGUCGACAUCAGCGGCGUGUGCGACGGCGGGCUGUCGCAGUACUUCGGGCUGGGCUCGGAGACCCGUCGCACGCCGACCGACGUCCCCGACCCGUACGGCAUCGAGGUCGGGAACCCCGACGACGUCCCGGCCGGGUUCCGGGAGGGUUGGCUGCUCAACGUGCAUGCCAUCGACACGCGCGGCGCACGUGACAAGGUGGGGUGCCUCGAGUGUGCAUGUGACUUGUACGGCAAUAUUAGCGACGCGGCGGCGGUGCCGGGGAAUUAUAGCGGCGGGCUGUUGUGCUGCGUGGACGGGGCGAGGUGUCGGGUUAAGGAAGGGGUUCCGUACGGUAAGAGAAGUGUUUAUUUGAAGUAUACGGUGAAGUAUUUGGAGUGGGACGAUGAGUGGAUUAAGCCUGUGAGGAUAUAUAUACUUGAUGUUACGGAUUUGUGGACUAAGGGAGAUGAGGAUAAAGGGAUCAAAGACAAGCACGAUUGCCAGAUCGAGUAUGAUGUUUUGGCUUGUCCUAAAGAUAUGGAGGAUCGCAAUAAAUGCAUGGAUAGUCGAUCAUUUAAGUUUGCCUUUCCAAAAGGCGGCGAUGUAAUCUACGGGGUUGGACACCAGCACAUCGGCGGCACUUCCAUAGCCCUUUACGGCGAGGGUGGAAGAGAAAUAUGCAUAUCACAUCCGAUAUACGGUACUGGCGAUGAAGCCGGAAACGAAAGGGGAUACGUGGUUGGGAUGUCGACGUGCUACCCUACGCCGGGGUCAUUGAAGAUCGGCAGCGGGGAGAUGGUGACAUUGGUGUCCAAUUACAGCAGCGCGGUGAGACAUACGGGAGUCAUGAGCCUCUUCUAUCUCUUGAUUGCUGAUAAUUAAUUAGUACAGAGGCAAAGCAUCCUAUUAUAUAUAUUAACAUUAAUAUCCUGAAUUAAGACGAUUUUUCUGUAUGUAUGUAUGUUUGCAUAUAAGCAGACAUUCGAACA